Molecule: messenger RNA, 1287 nt
Organism: Papaver somniferum (opium poppy)
Lineage: Eukaryota; Viridiplantae; Streptophyta; Magnoliopsida; Ranunculales; Papaveraceae
Product: F-box protein At5g39250-like
Exons: 3
Coding region: 275-1021 (248 amino acids)
Molecular function (GO): protein binding
Source: RefSeq, a predicted model, not a curated record
AAUAAAUCAAUUUGUCGUCACUUCUUCUUCUUCCUCUUCCUUCUUCUCCGAUUCUCUGUGUACUCUAUUUGUUCCUGGAGGGUUUAUAAUCGGUGGACAUAUCAACCAACCAAACAGAUUGGAAUUUGGAAUUGAAUGCCAACACAAUCGUAUUGAUUAAUUAAUAUGGAAAUGGAGUCGAUCAGAGAUAUUAUCCUCGGAAGAAUUAAAUAGGAUAGAACUUGGAUGGACGAUAUUAAUUCUAUUUGAUUAAGAUCACUUGUCAGUGUUGAAGAUGAUGCAUGGGGAGGUUCUAAAAGCUCUGUUUCCUCUGUUGGAUGCCAAAGACCUAGCGUCGUCUAUGCAGGUAUGUAAGCAGUGGAGAGAUACUGCUAGAGAUGAUUACUUUUGGAAAUGCCUCUGUGCAAAGAGAUGGCCCUCCAUCUGCAAAAAUCCCUCAUCGCCACCAAUGACAUACCACAAGCUAUACCUUACCUUCUCAAAACGCAUCCAGCGCCGUACCCUCCUCCCACCAAGAUUGUCCUUUGACGACUUGGAAUUCUUUAUUGAUAUUUGGGCAGAAGAUGUAAUUAUUUUCUCGGAAGCAAUUCAAGGUCCAGUUCUGAAGACUAAGAUUCCACUGGAAGAAGGCAUGUCUAACCUGCUGCGAUUCCAUCUACAGGGUUCCGAUUACAGGAUGACAAUCCCUGUUAAUCCGAGAUUUGAUGUUCGUUUAGGUCAGAGUGUUAGUGUCUCUGUGCUUGUUGGACGUAAGGAUUCUAACAAAAUCGCUCAGAUCGUCAAGAAAUCUGUGUUUGAUUAUAUUGAUAGAAGUGCCCACAGAGCCCUCGCCUUUGACUAUCUUGACUUCUCUCCUCUGCACCCGUUCAUCUCGGGCGUCCGAUCCUGGGUCUCUUUAUUAUUCACGGAGGAAGGAAAUGAUUCACUCCUCAAUGUUUUCGGGGUUCAGUUGGAUUUCUGUGAUGCUGCCAACUCUGAGGAUGAAGUGUUGUGGCUUUUAGACAUGCUUGAUUGGAAGUAAAAGAUGUCAAGAAGUUGUCAGACGGGUUGGUUCCGUCGUCUACUUAGGGGAGGUUCGCCUUGUCCUGUAUUUUGUUCUUUUUUUGAUGUACAUUCUCAGUGCUAUAGCUGAAAGUUAUGCAGAGUCGGGGGCGUAUCCAAGGGUUGACUAACCCUGGCUCUAGCCCCCCUAAAACUAGAAAAAAGUCCUUACUUUUAUCAUGUAAUUUUUAUUUAGUCCACCUAACUUUUAUAUUUAGCCUACAAAAGUGUCCACGUUUUGUAUAA